AUGUAGGAGACUCUUGAUUAGUUUUUAGAACUCUUGAAAUAGACAGAUGAAGCAAUCAAGAAUGAAAUUAGAACAUUAACAAGUAAUAAUAUUGACUUUCAGGUUACCAGCUCUAAAUGGGAUGAGGCAUCAGUCAAAUAGUUAAAAUUGUUAAUUUAAACCUAUUGCAUUGAUUAAUAGAUAAGUCAUCAUCUUGUUCCUGAUGAUGUCUGGAGCCUAAUAUCAUAAUUAAUGAAAAGCACUAAAAUUGAUUGCAAAUUAUAAUAUGCGACGACAAGGAAAAAAAUAAGAUUACUCUAGUAAUAAUGGUAAAAAAAGGAGGAUGAAGCCCUGAAAGAGAUUUGCUUGUCUUAUUUAACAUAGAAUAGGCCAUUUAAAUGGAGCGAUAUAGCAAAAGAAUUAGCAUAAAAGUUAAAUCAAUAAAAUGUGAAAAUGGCAAAAAUUGUAAGGGAUAGAUGGCUAAAUAAAUUAAAUCCAAAUAUUCAAAGGGGGCCUUGGGAAAAGAAUGAGGAAUAUGAAUUAUGUAAACAACUACUUAAACAUGGGAAGAAUUGGAUGAUUAUAGCUACGGAGAUGAAAAAUUCUAGAACUGAGAGUUCAAUAAAAAAUAGAUAUUUCAAUAUUUUGAGAAAGCUUGAAAAUUAGGAUGUUCCUAUAUUGAGUAAAGCAGAUAUUGAGAAAUAGUUAGUAAAAUUGUAGCUAAAUGAAAAUGUGAAAUUCGAAUAAUUUGGACAAUAAGAAAUAAGCUUCAUAUUAUAUUAAUUAAGUAAAUUGGAACCAAAUAUCACAAAGACUAAACAAGAAUUUAUGCCAGAUAAUAAGGUGUAGAGGAAAAACAAUGGUAGUAUCCAGAAUUCCUGUUCUAAGAGACUAUCUAAAGCAGAGGAAAAAGAUGAAAAAUUGCAUGCCAAAAACAUAAUCAAAAAGGUUCUAUAGCAUUAUGAAUAAGAUUAAAAUCUCGAUAUAAAUAAAAUGAAAGAUUACUAUUAAGAAGUAGUAGCUUAGAAGGGUCAUACAGUCGAAUUGGAUGAAGAGCCGAUAAGUGAUUCUGAAAACUUAUCAGAAGUAUAAUUUGCAGUAAUGGGAAAAGAUUCAUAAAAGUUGCACUUAUUUCCAAAAUCACAACUAAAAGUAGUAAUGGAACUUAUGAAAAAAAAAAAGGAGUAGAAAAAGGAAGUGUAAUCAUCACUAAGUAAGAUAUAAUCUCUUCCGCCUCCUCUACCAAAAUUAGAAUCAAAAUUACAAUAGCCUCAGUAAUAAUAAUCCUAACCAUAACAACCGUAGUAGUAGAAUCCUUAAUAGAUUUUUCAAUAAACUCCAAUCCCCUCUCAACCACAAAUCCCAGUUUAACUGCCUUUAGUCUAACCAAUCAUGUAGCCAGUUGCACAACCAACUCCAGUGAUACCCAUAUAAUAAUAAUAAGCGUCUGGGUAAUAAUAACAACCUUAACAAUAGUAACAAUCUUCUCAAUUAUAGUAACAACAAUAGCAAUAACAACAAUUAUAAUUAUAGUAAUAGUCUUAAUAAUAAUAAUAUUAUUAACUUGUCUAUCCUUCAAAUUUUAUGUAUCCUUAAAUGUAGAUGGCUCCAGUAGCUCAAAUUCCAAUAUUACCAGGUUAAAUGAUGGGGCAAAUUCCAGGAUAAAUGGUAAGUUAAAUGCCAGGAUAAAUGGUAGGUUAAAUGCCAGCUUAGAUGGUAGGUUAAAUGCCAGGCUAGAUGGUCAGCUAAAUUCCUGGGUAGAUUAUUAGUUAGAUGCCAGGAUAAAUGGUUGGCCAACUCUCAGGAUAGAUGAUAGGUCAACUCCCAGGAUAAAUGGGUUAGAUGGUAGGUUAGAUUCCAAAUCAAAUGGUUGGAUAGAUUCCAACGUAGGUAGUAUCAACGAUCCCAGGAUAAAUGCCAUAGAUAAUUUCUCAAUUGCCACCACAAAUGAUACAACAAGUUUAGGGAUAAAUUCCAUAAAUGGUUUAGCCUGGAUAAAUGGCUACUGUUUAGAAUGGGUAAAUAUAGAUGCCUUAAUUGGCUUCCAUGCCUCAGCUUGCUUAAAUGCCUUUACAAUAACUUCCUUUGGCAGCACCCUAAGCUGUAGGAAUGCCAUAAUAAUUCAUUCCAAUUAUAUACACCUCUUAGCCAGUAUAUUAAUAAUAAUAGCAAGUGUAAGGACAAUUAAAUCAGUAGUAGAAGACAAACCAACAGUAAUAGUAGGUUCCAAUUAUGAAUUAUUAAAUUCCAAUGAUGCCUCAAUAUGGUGAUUAGUACUUUCAGAUUAUGAAUAUGAAUCAAUAAAAUCAGCAAAAGUAGCCUAAAUAUUCAUAAGUAAAAUAAGAGAUGGAAGAACAGCAAUAAUAAUAACAAUAGCAAAAUCGUAAAUGA
Molecule: messenger RNA, 2370 nt
Organism: Paramecium tetraurelia
Lineage: Eukaryota; Ciliophora; Oligohymenophorea; Peniculida; Parameciidae
Exons: 2
Source: RefSeq, a predicted model, not a curated record